Branchiostoma belcheri (Belcher's lancelet) is the source of this 2647-nucleotide messenger RNA. RefSeq lists its product as uncharacterized. The record is from RefSeq and is a predicted model, not a curated record. The coding region runs from base 218 to 2647 and encodes 809 amino acids. Lineage: Eukaryota; Metazoa; Chordata; Leptocardii; Amphioxiformes; Branchiostomatidae. The transcript has 12 exons.
UGAACCUGUAGCGGCUUGACUUUCGAAGCUAUAAAAGCGGGUGACUUUAGCCACGCCGGCAGUUUGCGGGGAGACGACGAGUCGUGGCUCCAGAUCAAGACACCGACUUCUCGCCACCGACGGCCACUUCACCUUGACCAACUUCGCCAAGACGCCACGCCACCGACGGCCACUUCAUCAAGGCCAACCAACUUCAUCUUGACCAACCAACUGCAAGAUGCACUGGACAGGGCGAAUGUCAAAGAUGAAUCAUCUAUUUCUACUUGUUCUGACACUGACGCUCCUGGCUGGAGCCGUGUAUCCAGCCGAGAGCCUGCCUUCCCAAGAACAGCGUCUGAAUAAUGAACAAGGUGCUUCACCUGACAUCGAGGAAUCGAAGGUUCUGCUUGAAGAACUCGAAGAAUUGUUGGAUGAAGAGCUAAUGACCAACAACAAUGGCGAUGAAGAUGAAAUAGCCCUACUUCCCGAGGAAAAACAUUCUGUGCCGACUGAUGACUGCUUGCUCAAAACAACCGACACCGCCUACCGAUACCGAUGGGAUGUACCCCAGCUUACGGGCACGCGCUUCACUUUUCAAGCAUCUGCACGAAACGAUGUCCACGUUGGCCUGUCGUCAGUUCACCACGACGUGUCGGACAUGUACGAAAUCGUCAUCGGUGGAUGGCGAAAUACAAGAUCAGCCAUACGACGAAGAAAGCAAGGCCCCAAUCUCGCCUUUGUCUCGACACCAGGUAUCAACUCGCCAACAGAGUUAAGGACCUUUUGGAUAAACUGCGCCCCAGACGGAACCAUUUCCGUCGGAAAGGGUGAUGACGCUCAGCCGUUUAUGUCGUGGAGGGAUCCCAACCCGCUACGUGUCUCUUACGCUGGGUACUCUACAGGCUGGGGGAGUACUGGGCGCUGGAAGUUCUGCUCCAUCAGAGAUGACUGCUUGCUCAAAACAACCGACACCACCUACCGAUACCGAUGGGAUGUACCCCAGCUUACGGGAACGCGCUUCACUUUUCAAGCAUCUGCACGAAACGAUGUCCACGUUGGCCUGUCGUCAGUUCACCACGACGUGUCGGACAUGUACGAAAUCGUCAUCGGUGGAUGGCGAAAUACAAGAUCAGCCAUACGACGAAGAAAGCAAGGCCCCAAUCUCGCCUUUGUCUCGACACCAGGUAUCAACUCGCCAACAGAGUUAAGGACCUUUUGGAUAAACUGCGCCCCAGACGGAACCAUUUCUGUCGGAAAGGGUGAUGACGCUCAGCCGUUUAUGUCGUGGAGGGAUCCCAACCCGCUACGUGUCUCUUACGCCGGGUACUCUACAGGCUGGGGGAGUACUGGGCGCUGGAAGUUCUGCUCCAUCAGAGAUGACUGCUUGCUCAAAACAACCGACACCGCCUACCGAUACCGAUGGGAUGUACCCCAGCUUACGGGAACGCGCUUCACUUUUCAAGCAUCUGCACGAAACGAUGUCCACGUUGGCCUGUCGUCAGUUCACCACGACGUUUCGGACAUGUACGAAAUCGUCAUCGGUGGAUGGCGAAAUACAAGAUCAGCCAUACGACGAAGAAAGCAAGGCCCCAAUCUCGCCUUUGUCUCGACACCAGGUAUCAACUCGCCAACAGAGUUAAGGACCUUUUGGAUAAACUGCGCCCCAGACGGAACCAUUUCUGUCGGAAAGGGUGAUGACGCUCAGCCGUUUAUGUCGUGGAGGGAUCCCAACCCGCUACGUGUCUCUUACGCCGGGUACUCUACAGGCUGGGGGAGUACUGGGCGCUGGAAGUUCUGCUCCAUCAGAGAUCAACGAACCUUUACUGACCCAAACCUUGCAUCAGGGAGACCUACACAUCAGUCGAGCACAGGGCAUGAAGGCGACCCGGCUCGAGCUGUGGACGGAAACAGGAGUCCUCACUGGGCUCACAAUUCCUGCACACACACGAACGAAGAAAACGACCCAUGGUGGUACGUCGAUUUGGGACAUUAUGUCACUGUGGACCACGUCACCAUCGUCAACCGCCGUGACUGCUGCUCUGAAAGGAUCACACCCUUCGACGUCCACGUUGGGUACAGCACUGACGUGGCCAGCAACCCGAGGUGUGGCGGGCAUCACCACUUCCCUCCGACUGAGACCGAGCAUGCUGUCAACUGCGGCGGACUGAGGGGCAGGUACGUGGGCAUCAGGCUGCCGGGGAAGAGGCGAAUCCUGACGCUGUGCGAGGUGGAGGUAUAUGCAGCUCCAAACCUAGCGCUGGGAAAACCAACGUCCCAGUCGAAUGUCGCACAUAACGGGUUUGCCUCCCGAGCGACUGACGGAUGCAGGGACCCGAACUGGGGUAGCCAGUGCUGCACCCACACUCCAGCGGAGGCGAACCCUUGGCUGCAAGUGGACCUCGGAACCUCGGUCAGAGUCCAGUGGGUGGUCAUCAUGAACCGCGCGGACUGUUGCCGAGAGCGACUCAGCCCCUUCUCCGUCCACAUUGGAAACAAUGCGCGCGUAGACCAGAACCCUCGCUGCGGCGGGCAUCACACCAUCCCCGCUGGUAAGGACAAGGAUGCCAUCAACUGCAACGGACUGACAGGACGAUAUGUGGGGAUCCGACUGCCCGGCUAUGGCCGUAUCCUGACAGUCUGCGAGAUAGAAGUCUACGCAGGUAUGUAA